Sorex fumeus (smoky shrew) is the source of this 1508-nucleotide messenger RNA. It is a transcript of the gene BABAM2, whose product is annotated as BRISC and BRCA1 A complex member 2. The coding region runs from base 119 to 1270 and encodes 383 amino acids. Gene Ontology annotation, cellular component: BRISC complex; BRCA1-A complex. The transcript is spliced from 12 exons. The record is from RefSeq and is a predicted model, not a curated record. NCBI's taxonomy places the organism in Eukaryota, Metazoa, Chordata, Mammalia, Eulipotyphla, Soricidae. Gene Ontology annotation, biological process: double-strand break repair.
GCGGCGCGCGCGCAGAGCGGUGCGUCGGUCGGGGGCGCGCUCGGGUAACCCGUGCCCCGCGUAGUCGCCGGUUACCGAUCGGGACUAAGUUCCAGUGGUGCUGGCCUUGAAGUCGAUCAUGUCCCCAGAAGUGGCCUUGACCCGGAUUUCCCCGAUGCUCUCCCCAUUCAUAUCCAGUGUGGUCCGUAAUGGAAAAGUGGGACUGGAUGCCACCAACUGCUUGAGGAUAACCGACUUGAAAUCUGGGUGCACGUCAUUGACUCCCGGACCCAGCUGCGACCGGUUUAAGCUGCACAUCCCGUAUGCAGGGGAGACCCUGAAAUGGGAUAUCAUUUUCAAUGCCCAGUACCCGGAGCUGCCCCCGGAUUUCAUCUUUGGGGAAGACGCUGAGUUCCUUCCAGAUCCUUCAGCUUUGCAUAACCUCGCUUCCUGGAACCCUUCGAAUCCCGAAUGCCUCUUGCUGGUGGUGAAGGAGCUGGUCCAACAGUACCACCAGUUCCAGUGCAGCCGCCUCCGCGAGAGCUCCCGCCUCAUGUUCGAGUACCAGACGCUGCUGGAAGAACCUCAGUACGGAGAGAACAUGGAAAUCUACGCCGGGAAGAAGAACAACUGGACUGGUGAAUUUUCAGCUCGCUUCCUUUUGAAGUUGCCUGUGGAUUUCAGCAACAUUCCCACAUACCUUCUCAAGGAUGUGAAUGAAGACCCUGGAGAAGAUGUGGCCCUCCUUUCUGUCAGUUUUGAGGACACUGAAGCCACUCAGGUGUACCCCAAGCUGUACUUGUCUCCCCGAAUUGAGCAUGCCCUCGGAGGCUCCUCGGCCCUUCACAUCCCUGCCUUCCCAGGAGGAGGCUGCCUCAUCGACUACGUGCCUCAAGUGUGUCACCUGCUCACCAACAAGGUACAGUACGUGAUCCAGGGCUACCACAAGAGAAGAGAGUAUGUCGCCGCUUUCCUCAGCCACUUUGGCACAGGCGUCGUGGAGUACGAUGCGGAAGGCUUCACGAAACUCACUCUGCUGCUGAUGUGGAAAGACUUCUGCUUUCUCGUACACAUCGACCUGCCCCUGUUUUUCCCUCGAGACCAGCCGACUCUCACAUUCCAGUCUGUCUACCACUUCACCAACAGUGGACAGCUUUACUCCCAGGCCCAGAAGAAUUACCCCUACAGCCCCCGAUGGGAUGGAAACGAAAUGGCCAAGAGAGCAAAGGCUUACUUCAGGACCUUUGUCCCCCAGUUCCAGGAGGCCGCCUUCGCCAACGGGAAGCUCUAGCAGACGCCCGCGCUGAGAGGUGGAGGCAGAGAGGCUGGGGACGCCUCGGCCGGCCGCGUGUCUGCCGGCACGUGGGGGCCCCCCGAUGGCCCCGACGGCCCCAACCCACCCGGAGCCUCCUACUCCUGCUGACCCCCGUGCCGCUGCCCAGCCCUCCCCCGCCACCCCCUUUGGCCUCCCCCGUUUCUUCCCUUCAGUAAAUUGUGCGCCGCCAGAAGAAAUAAAAUCACGCAUCCUG